UGCAUUUGGCAAAGUGACGUGACGUGACGUUUUGUUUAAAGAUUAAUCCCUGUUGCUUAGAUCGAAAUUAGGCGAUUAUUCAAUCGCGGGGGUGGUUUUCCAUUCCGUUCUACUAGCUGUUUCCUUCUUUCGCUGCGGUUGCGUCCAAUACGUAAUCGGGAGUAUGAAACCUGUCAUUUUUGCUUUAUGGGUAUGCCUAGGCGUUUAUUUUGAGGUAAUUUUCGGGUUUGAUUUGUCCGAAAAUGAGAUCGAUCAUCACGAGGGCCACAACCAUCCGAACCUAAAGUCUCCAGCAAGCGAAUUACCACAUGAAUUGAACAUUUUGAAACUUAGAAACGUCUCGCAUAAAGACCCCGGCGUGUCGCUGGUGGACGGACCAAUCAGUCAAUUCCCAGCGUACAAAUUCCGGCUCCCCUACGAAAAUAUUCCUUUGCCGAAUUCCUCGGUCAUCACGAAAAACUUCAACGUGUCGAACGGAUUUACGGUCGUAUUUUUAUAUCGGCAGCAAAGAAACAAUGUCGGAACUUUGUUGUCCGUCAACUCUCCUGGAAGACUCACGCCGUGGUUUCAGCUCGUUUCCAACUCCAGAACAGGAACACUGUUACUCAAAUACAGACUAGAAAAUUCUAACAAGCCGAGGCAAAUCGAGUGGAGUCUGCCCAGGCACCAUAAAAAAUCUCCUCUAGCAGCGUGGAUAUGGACCUCUGUAUCCGUGGACUAUUCCGAUGGUGUUGUUAGACUGGACGUAGAUUGCGCCCCCAGCGUUUUCGAAAUGAUAUCAUCCGAAAACUCUAAAGAAGACAAAAUAGGAAUUCCGACAGACGCUUUGGUUUACUUCAGGCAGGAACCGGGUCGCAAGAAGAAGUUUUUGGGAUCUAUUCAAGUGGCAAAAGUUUUACCAUACGUCACACACAAGAGGUUGUGGUCUUGUAUGGAAAUAUCCCCCAAUUUACUUCCGGAAUUUCGCAAGCCGCUUUUGUAAACCUUCUAAUCGUAUGAUGCUAUAAUUAAUUUUAAUUAGUUCUAGGUCUUUGACGGCUCAGCGUUUAAUUUUGGAUAGCACGGAUUUUCGUACGUGACACGAUUGGCUAGUGAAAAUUCUAUGUGGGGAUCGAAGUGCCUCUAUCACUUCUUUUUUGUCAAUAAACGGGAUCAGCAGUGUAAAGGGGAAGUAAUGUGAUAUCUUAAAUAUAAUCAACGAUAAUUAAAACUUUAAAGUUAAGAUGGCAAAAUUGAUAGUGUUUAAUUUGUUAGUUGAUAAGGUUCCAUUUAUAUAAAACAUGCAUAGGUAUAUCAUACAGUGUUUUAAUUAGAUUUUUCUUUGACAUGCAAGACCAAAAGAUUUUUGUCCACCGCCCGCGAUAGUCGUUCCUGGAACUCUGCCAGUGGAGGGGGGGGGGGGGAGUUAAAACGGUAGCGCUGGAAGCGGACAGGUAGUACGGAGUUACGAGGCGAGGAGGCCGGUUCAUCGUUUUUGAUACCGGACCCGGCAGACCGACUCAAAGAGUGUUAUUUUUGCGUUGGGUUCCCAAUACUACUCCUCUCAAGUGUGUCCUUGUUUUCUCAAAUAUACGUUGUUUAUUUUACUCCAGAAUUCCACGAGAUUUUAUUAUGUG
Cylas formicarius (sweet potato weevil) is the source of this 1616-nucleotide messenger RNA. RefSeq names its product kielin/chordin-like protein. The transcript is spliced from 5 exons. The coding region runs from base 164 to 982 and encodes 272 amino acids. NCBI's taxonomy places the organism in Eukaryota, Metazoa, Arthropoda, Insecta, Coleoptera, Brentidae. The record is from RefSeq and is a predicted model, not a curated record.